Cinara cedri is the source of this 441-nucleotide messenger RNA. The record is from the annotation of a GenBank genome assembly. Lineage: Eukaryota; Metazoa; Arthropoda; Insecta; Hemiptera; Aphididae.
AUGGCUUCUGAAAGACGUUUGUGGAAAAUAGUACUUGAUCGUUUUAUCAAAUCUAUUAAACCCAAAAUGAAAGAAAAACCAAUUGGUUCCGAUGCACAGGGUAAUAGAUAUUUUGAACUUCCAGCUGACCCUCAAGGUGGUCGUCGUAUGCCAAGGAGAUGGUUUGUUCCAGUUGAUGAAGACACUGGUGUACCAACACCAGAAUGGUCACAGUGGUUAAGAGGAAGGCGUGCUGAACCACCAACUAAUGAGGAAAUUGCUUUUAACGAAAAUAUUUCAAAUAUGAAAAAAGUUAAUGCUGAGAAUAUCGCCGAAAAGUUUAAAAUCUCAAGUUCUAAUGCUAAUGAAAUUGAAUGUCAACCAAAUGCCAAAGGAUUCCCAGACUUAUCAAAACAAUUUGAAAGGCAGCCAGGACAAUUUAAAAAUAAACUUAGUAGUUAA